Messenger RNA from Condylura cristata (star-nosed mole), 1827 nucleotides. RefSeq names its product matrix extracellular phosphoglycoprotein (gene MEPE). The transcript has 3 exons. The record is from RefSeq and is a predicted model, not a curated record. Bases 1 to 1671 code for a protein of 556 amino acids. Gene Ontology annotation, cellular component: extracellular matrix. Lineage: Eukaryota; Metazoa; Chordata; Mammalia; Eulipotyphla; Talpidae. Gene Ontology annotation, biological process: biomineral tissue development. Gene Ontology annotation, molecular function: extracellular matrix protein binding.
AUGACAGAGGAAUCACAAAAUCCAGUUUGGAGGGAUCCUCCUGGAGCCAUUGUGACAAACACAGUGGCUGAAAGUAAACGAUUUCUAGAGUCUUAUUGCAAGGAAGUGCAGGAAUUUGAAAGUUACUCAGGAAGACUAGUGUUUAUGUGGAGUUUCUUAAAGAUGCACUUGGUCUGUUUUGGACUGCUCCUUCUUGGCCUGGCCUGGGCAGCACCACAGGAAAGAAGAAGCAAAGACAAUAUUGUUCUUCACCAGUUUAACAAGAGAAGAAUUCAAGGGCCAACACCUGAAGAACCCAUUGUCCAGAAAGAUGUGUCCUUAUUUGGAGUUAAUGAAAAUAACCAAAGUGGUAAAUACCCCCAUCUUUUUGCAAGUAGACAGACAAUGAAUGAAGGCGGCAGCAUUAGUAAUGAAGACAAUCCGUAUAAUGACCUAGCCACAUCUACUCACCCUGAACCUACUGAGGAUGCUGGGGUUGAGGAGAGAGACGAGGCUCUCAGCACACUACAUGACCAAGAAGAAUAUGGCGCAGCUUUCAUCAGAUAUAACAUUCAGCAUAGAAUAGAGUCAGUGACUGUGACUGAACCUUUGAGGGAAGAAAACAAAGAGAAAAAGCCCCACAAUAUUGUAAGCAAAAUUCUGGCAGAUGCAAACUAUGUUAAAGCCCCUUUAAAAGAUAAGAAGAAUCAUCAAAGAGAUCCCCAAAGCCAGGAUAACCCAGUAAAAAGUCAAAGUACUCACCACAGUCAACACAAUGUUGACUAUCUAAAGCAACUCCCCAAAGUCAAAAAGAUCCCCAGAGAUUUUGAAGGCAGUAGUUACCCAGAAUUUCACGGCAGAGGGGACAAUGAUAUCUCUCCUUUCAGUGGAGAUGGACAACCUUUUAAGGAUAUUUUUGGUAAAGGAGAAACUGACUUAGAUGGUACAGAUACUCAAACAGAGUUUUCUGGCUCAAAUGCGCCUGAGACUAAUAAUUUGGACAUGAGAGGACCAGGUUAUAAUGAGCUCCCAGAGAAAGAAGAAAAUGGCAGGAAUAGCAUCAGAAUCAAAGAUAAAACAGAGGAAGAUGCAAAUACUGCUGAAAUAAGCUUGGUGGAAGGCAACAAUGAUAUCAUAGGUAUCACCAAUUUUAAAGAACUUCCUGGAAAAGAAGGAAACAGAGUGGAUGGCAACAGUCAAAAUGCUCACGAGGGGCAAGUAGAGUUUCAUUACCCUCAUGCCCCCUCAAAAGAGAACAGAAAAGAAGGUGGUGGUGAUAUAACGAAAAGUACUCAUGAUAAUGAAAUUCAAAAAAAAGGCAAGGAUAGUAGUAGAAAAGGUAUAGAAAAUUCUAGUAAGAAUCAAGAGACAUCUAGUGAAAACCAAAGCUUUCCUAGUAAGGGUAAAAGUCAGGAGCUCAUUCCUUCCCACAGUCUUGAUAAUGAAAUUAAAAAUGAAAUACAUUUCCAUAAUGACCCCAAUAUUGAGGGGACUACAACAACACACAAGGGAAAAGGUCAUUAUGUACCCCACAGACCAAACACUUCCACAGGAACUGCAGGUGUGCCACAAAGGAAAGGCUCUUGGGGCCACAGAAAACCCUAUUCCAAUAGAAAGCCUCACUUCCCCAGAAAACAUGACAGCAGUGAAUCAUCUGAAAGUGACAGUUCAAGUGAAAGUGAGGGUGACUAGCACACUAGACACUCCCAGCAAGAUGACAUUUUGAAUCCCUAAUCAUCUGUGAUUUGAUGGUUGAGAGGAGCCACCUGAUAGCAAAGCAUAUGAAAGAGGACACAGCAGAGAAGUGAGUUAGCCAGGAAGCUGCCUCCUGGGGAGAAUCAUUGCUAU